Messenger RNA from Trichoderma asperellum CBS 433.97, 669 nucleotides. The record is from RefSeq and is a predicted model, not a curated record. NCBI's taxonomy places the organism in Eukaryota, Fungi, Ascomycota, Sordariomycetes, Hypocreales, Hypocreaceae.
GGUGGCCGCCUCCGUCAUCUUCCUCUACUACACCAUCUGGACCCUCCUCAUGGUAAGAAAAACGCUCUCUUCCAAUCCAUCUGGGCACGGAACCAAAAAACGAAACCGAUCGACUGCCAAUCCGCGCGCAAUUAUACGACGAAUCCAUGCUAACUUGUCAUUCUCAACAGCCCUUCGUUGACAUCGACCACCCCCUUCAGAACCUCUUCCUCCCUCGCGUCUGGGCCAUCCGCAUCCCCGUCAUCCUCCUCCUCCUCGGAUCGGCCGUUGUCGGCUCCUUCGUCGGCAUGGUUAUGAUCCGAAGCAACCAGAAGAAAGCUGCCAAGGCCAAGGCUGCCGCUAAGAAGAAGGCUUAAAGGAAAAAGGGGCAGGGAAAGUCAUAAUAACCUUAUAUGUAUAUGUACCUAUCUAUGUGCGAGAAAUGAAUGACCUGUCAUCUAUGCCUGAGAUAAUCUGGGGGGAUUGUUAGAGUUGGUCAUAGCAAUGAACAAGUAAUAGUGGUCUGUCACAGUUAAUGAAAAAAGAGAAAAGAACAAUACGGAGAGACGUCGAGUUGGGUGUCUCGAUUGGUGUCUAUUCAAUAAUGAGGCGCUACAGAAAGCUGCUAAACAGUAGAGACGCUACCUAUAGAACAAAAAGGCAACUAUGGAGCCAUAUAGGCAACGCAUC